Nomascus leucogenys (northern white-cheeked gibbon) is the source of this 3250-nucleotide messenger RNA. RefSeq names its product phospholipase A2 group XIIA (gene PLA2G12A). Gene Ontology annotation, cellular component: extracellular region. The transcript has 5 exons. The record is from RefSeq and is a predicted model, not a curated record. The coding region runs from base 264 to 833 and encodes 189 amino acids. Gene Ontology annotation, biological process: lipid catabolic process; phospholipid metabolic process; arachidonate secretion. Lineage: Eukaryota; Metazoa; Chordata; Mammalia; Primates; Hylobatidae. Gene Ontology annotation, molecular function: calcium ion binding; A2-type glycerophospholipase activity.
GCGCCGUGCUCCGGCGCAGGCGCACAGGGGACGGUCGCUGGCCCAGGUGAGCGGGCGCGCUGGUUCAGGUGAGCGAGCGCGUCCCGGCGACGGCGCUGCCUGCCCAAGGCGGUUCCUGCCGGCUAGCCGGGAAGGAGGCGUGGAAAUGGAGCUGGCGGCUGCUGAGCCCGGGGCCCGCGCCGCUGCCUAGCGCGUCCCGGGGACUCUGUAGGGACGCGCCCCCCGCCGCGGCUCGGGGACCCGUAGAGCCCGGUGUUGCGCGCAUGGCCCUGCUCUCGCGCCCCGCGCUCACCUUCCUGCUCCUCCUCAUGGCCGCUGUUGUCAGGUGCCAGGAGCAGGCCCAGACCACCGACUGGAGGGCCACCCUGAAGACCAUCCGGAACGGCGUUCAUAAGAUAGACACGUACCUGAACGCCGCCUUGGACCUCCUGGGAGGCGAGGACGGGCUCUGCCAGUAUAAAUGCAGUGAUGGAUCUAAGCCUUUCCCACGUUAUGGUUAUAAACCCUCCCCACCGAAUGGAUGUGGCUCUCCACUGUUUGGUGUUCAUCUUAACAUUGGUAUCCCUUCCCUGACAAAGUGUUGCAACCAACACGACAGGUGCUAUGAGACCUGUGGCAAAAGCAAGAAUGACUGUGAUGAGGAAUUCCAGUAUUGCCUCUCCAAGAUCUGCCGAGAUGUACAGAAAACACUAGGACUAACUCAGCAUGUUCAGGCAUGUGAAACAACAGUGGAGCUCUUGUUUGACAGUGUUAUACAUUUAGGUUGUAAACCAUAUCUGGACAGCCAACGAGCCGCAUGCCGGUGUCAUUAUGAAGAAAAAACUGAUCUUUAAAGGAGAUGCCGACAGCUAGUGACAGAUGAAGACGGAAGAACAUAACCUUUGACAAAUAACUAAUGUUUUUACAACAUAAAACUGUCUUAUUUUUGUGAAAGGAUUAUUUUGAGACCUUAAAAUAAUUUAUAUCUUGAUGUUAAAACCUCAGAGCAAAAAAAGUGAGGGAGAAAGUGAGGGAAGGGCACACUUGUCUUCUCAGGUAUCUUCCCCAGCAUUGCUCCCUUACUUAGUAUGCCAAAUAUCUUGACCAAUAUCAAAAACAAGUGCUUGUUAAGCGGAGAAUUUUGAAAAGAAGAACAUAUAACUCGAUUUUCACAACCGUAUUUACCAAAAAAAGAGAUCAAAUAUAAAAUUUAUCAUAAGGAUCCAAUCUAGGAUACCACACUGAAUUAGUCGUCAUGCCUAAUUAGCCUCUGGUCUGUGAUAGUUCCACAGUCUUUCAUAACCUUGACAGUUUUGAGGAGUACUGGUCAGGUGUUUUGUAGAAUAUUCCUUAAUUUGGGUUUGUCUGAUGUUUUCCUCAUGAUUAGAGUGAGGUUAUAGAUUUUUAGGAAGAAUACCAGAGGUGAAGGUCCUUCUCACUGCAUCAUGUCAGGAGUUACAUGCUAUCAGCUUGAUGGUGUAUUAACUUUGGACACUUGGUUAAGGUAGUGUGUGUUGGUUUUGCUGCUGAAAAUUACUGUUAUUUUCCCUUUCCAUACUUCUGUUCUUUGGAAAACAGUCACUAAGUCCAGUCAUGGGAGGUGGUACGUGGGAAAGAUUACAUUCAACCUCCUGGAAGUGGGAAUAUCCAUAUGUAGUAUUUGGAAUUUUUCUAUAUGGAAAAUUUGUCUCUCCCUCCCACCCUAAUUUGUUUACAUCAGUAUGGACUCAUGUAUAUUUUGUAUUUUAGGUAACACAGUAUUUAUUUUGUUGCUUAAGUUGUCCAGCUUGGCUAUUAGGAGUUCUGCCAGGUUGGCUACUAUGUCCCUUUGAUGUGCCCAUCCUUUUGAUUUUUGAGCACUUCCUUACUUUCUGGCACUACAAGAUGCUCCAGGUUAAUCUUGUAUAUUCCCUGCCCCAACCCUAGAAUCCCUAGAAUCAACCCCUGCUCCAAAGAGCCCUGGUUCCUUUUGUUGGAGAAUCAUACUUAGAAACCAAGAUCUGGGCAUUAGAUGUGCUUGUUGCUACUGGGAUGUCACUGUUCGUAGCAGAGUUGAGAAAUACAUAUGUAUAUUAGCCCAUGCAUAUGUACACAUCUAUAAUUAUGUGUGUACAAAGCUAAACAUGAGUUUGUACUGCCAUCUUCAAUUCAAAAUUUGUCCCAAAAUUUUGUGGCAUAUAUUUAGAUUUUAAAGUUGAUAUUUUCCCUAUUGACAGAAAAAACAAGAACUAACUUUCAGCAGCUCUUUGCAAGAAAUGUAAUAUUUAUACUUUAAUACUGCCUUCAAAUGAUGCCUGUCUCUUUAAAAUCUUUUGACAUAGUUCUUCCAGGGACAGAUAUGGCCGUAUUUAUUUCAUAGAUGGAGAAACUGAGCAUAGAGCUGUAAUGAAGACAGAAUUGAGAUACAAGGCCAAAAGCUAAUUAAACACAUCCUCACAGGUAGCCUGUCUUUCAGUGAACCUGUAGACUAGUCCAAUAAUACUUACUAAGAUUAGUUGUUAGAGGCUGGGCGUGGUGGUUCAGGCCUGUAAUCCCAGCACUGUGGGAGGCCAAGGUGGACAGAUCACUCGAAGUCAGAAGUUCGAGACCAGCCUGGCCAACAUGGCAAAACCCUGUCUCAACUAAAAAUACAAAAAUUAGUUGGGCAUGGUGGCACAUGCCUGUAAUCCCAGCCACUCGGGAAGUGAAGGCACAAGAAUUGGUUGAACCUGGGAAGCAGAGGUUGCAGUGAGCUGCGAUUGCACCGCUGCACUCCAGCAUAGGCGUCAGAAUAAGACUGUCUUGGAAAGAAAAAAAAUUGUUAGCCUAAAACCAACUCCCUCUAAACUUAAAAGAGUGAUUAUUUCUCUCAGUAUUUAUAGAAGUAUGAGAUUAUCAGAAGGUGUGAUGCACAAUGCUCAUUAUUUUAUCCUAGUACAAGACAGGUAUAACAGCUAACAGUAAAGAAGAUGGAAUCUUUCUAUAAAAACAAUUCUGUUAUUAAUAGUUGACUGACUUCAGUAACUUUGAGGAGUAGAAUGAAAUUAGGCAAGAUAUUUCCACAUACACUACAUUGUAUUGUUCAAAAUUCAUAGAAAUUACUUGGAAUAUAUUGAUUUAAGCCUUAUGUAGUGACUGUUGCUAUAUUUGAAGUAGCAUUUUUAGUUUGCUGUUUUUCCUCACUGCAUAAUCCUACAAAAACCAGCCAUCUGCCUAAAAAAUAAAAGAGCAAAAAUGAAUCAGUGCAACCGGUAUAUGAAAAAUAAUAGUUAUUAAUAAAACUGUAAAGGGA